Acanthosepion pharaonis is the source of this 933-nucleotide messenger RNA. Lineage: Eukaryota; Metazoa; Mollusca; Cephalopoda; Sepiida; Sepiidae. The record is from the annotation of a GenBank genome assembly.
AUGGAUGAGUAUAGAUAUAUCUGUCCAUGGGCAAUUCAUGUGAUUUUCUUUCUUUCUGUCUGUCUGUCUUUCUUUCUUUCUCUCUCUCUCUUUCUUUCUUUCGUUCUUUCUUUCUUUCUUUCUCUUUCUCUCUAUUUCUUUCUUUCUUUCUUUCUUUCCUCCUCAGGGAAUUUAAUUUUUCUCUCCAUUUUUUUUCUUGGCCGCUUCUCUCAGUGUAUUUCAUUUUCUUUCUUUCUUUCUUUCUUUCUUUCUUUCUUUCUUUCUUUCUUUCUUCUCACCUCAGAGCAUUUGUUUACAUUUUUCUUUCUGAGUUCAUGUGAUUUUCUUUCUUUCUGUCUGUCUUUCUUUCUGUCUGUCUGUCUUUCUUUCUUUCUCUCUCUCUUUCUUUCUUUCGUUCUUUCUUUCUUUCUUUCUUUCUUUCACUUUCUCUCUAUUUCUUUCUUUCUUUCCUCCUCAGGGAAUUUAAUUUUUCUCUCCAUUUUUUUUUUCUUGGCCGCUUCUCUCAGUGUAUUCCAUUUUCUUUCUUUCUUUCUUUCUUUCUUUCUUUCUUUCUUUCUUUCUUUCUUAUCUUCUCACCUCAGUGUAUUAGUUUUUCUUUCCUUCCUUUUUCUUUUCUCUCUUCAAUGCGUUUAUUUUUCUUUCUUUCGUUCGUUCGUUCCUUCUUUUGCUUCCAUUAUUUUCACUAUUUCAGUCUUUCGUUCCUCUUUUUUCCCCAGCGAUAAUAUUUCUGUAUCGUUAUCUCCGUCUCUCUUUUUCUCUCUUUCCCAUGUAAACACGCACCCCCGCCUCCUUCAUCGUCUCUAUAUAAAUUUAUGUCCUUGCUAUAACUCAAAAUACACGUUCCUUUCAAUUUGGGGGAUUUUAUAUUCUUCAUUAUUUUUUUUCAUUACCUCGUUAAUUUUCCCAUCCCAUCGCCAGUCAUAUUCUUUCUGA